AUGGACAAUUUACCGGCGGGGUUUGACAAGGAUCUGUUAAAGGCGGCACUGGCAUCGCUACGCGAUGAGGACAGUAGCGGCAGCGGGGGCGGGGGAAUGGAGUUGACGGACGAUUUGGUCUCCCGCGUGGGGCAGCGCCUGCAGCACCUGCAGGCCCUCGCCGCCGCGCGGGCGCCGCCCAAGUCCCCUGCACUUGCGCCCAACUCCCCCGCAGUUGCGCCCAAUUCCCCCGCUGUAGCUGCGCGUGACGGUCAAGGGGGAAGUGUGUUGGGUUCCCCCGCCCCACAGGCGUUGGAGGCUCAAAGAGUGGAUCAAGGGGAGCAGGCGGAACAAGGCCGUAACGAGUUCGGCGCGGAUGGCGCAGGGGAUCAUAAUGCUGGAGACGCCGAACCAAUCGGGGACUCGCAGCGUGCUGUAGCGCAUACGGGGCCCGCUAUAGCGGACACUGGGCGGAAGGAUCAUGAGGGGGCGGAUGGUGAAGGGGGAGCGGGGACAGACGGGGCGAAAGACGCGCAGGGCGGAAGCUCGGAGGCGGGCGGAGCGGAACAGACAGGACAGGAGGGCGGGGAGGGAACAGCGCCCCUGGCCGCGGGAGACGCGAAUGGGGGCCUAGUCAAAAGGGCUGGGGAAGGUGAAGGGGAAGGGGCGGAGGGCGCGAUGGGCGGAAUUUCCAGUGCGCCAGUUGCGCAGACGAACACUGCUCCGGUAGCGGGAGCGGUGGCGCACGCGGAUGAGGAGAAGGCGGAGAAGAUUGUGUUGGCGGGAUACAGCAACGACCGCGACCAGCGAAGCAACGAUCACGAACAUCAACAUGCACAGGGGCACGCGCAAGGGCACGCGCAAGGGCACGCGCAAGGGCACGCGCAAGGGUACGCGCAAGGGCAUGCGCAAGGGCAUGCGCAUGGGCAAGCGCAUGGGCAAGGGCAAGAGCAGGGGCAAGGGCUAGGCGCGAGCCUCCAGCUGCCGUCCACCGCUGGCGCGCAGGAUAUAGCGCACGCUGCGGGGGAAAACAAUAGCCCCGCGCAGGCCGCAGGGGUGCAAGCGGGCGGAGAAGCGGCAACGGGACGCGGAACCGACUCUUUUGCAGAAGAGAGACCGGGGAACGGGGGGGCGGGCGGGGAAGGGUCGGAUGGGAUGGGCGGAGAAGGGGGGGACGGCGGAGAGGACGAGGAUUCGGAAGAGGGCGUGGAGAAGGAGGCGAGCCGCAUGCUGUCGUCGCAGUACCGCGGGGUGGUGCCGCAGCCCAACGGGCGGUGGGGCGCGCAGAUCUACGAGAAGCACAGCCGCGUGUGGCUCGGCACGUUCAACGGCGAGGAGGACGCGGCGCGCGCUUACGACCGCGCCGCGCUCAAGUUCCGAGGGAGGGAUGCGAUGACGAACUUUCGGCCGAUGCCCGAGUCGCACCCCGAGAUCUGCUUCAUCAUGUCGCAGCCCAAAGAGAAGGUGCGCUCCCUCACUCGCCGCUCCCGCUCCCACAUGCUCCGCCCCCCGCCUCCCUCCCUCCGGCCUCCUCCCCCCGCGCUCCUCCCCCCCACUUCCUCCCCUCUGCCUCUUCCCCCACCGCGCUUUUUCCGCCUUUCGACCUGCCUGUCAAAUGUUUCUGCCCUCGUCCCGCUCUGCGCCCUGCGCCAUGCGCCAUCUCUCUUCCCCCACGUCGUAUGCCGUCUGAUUCUUCCCCUUUCUCCUGCCCCCAUCCCCGCCACUCUCCCCCAUCCAAAUCCACGUCCCCGCGCGCAGCUGGUGGACAUGCUGCGCAAGCACACAUUCGAGAAUGGACUUACCGAGUCGACUCCAGAUUUAACAUGCACCCCCACUUUUUCCCCGCUUCCCCACUUCUCCUCCCCUCGCUGCGCGCAGCUGGUGGACAUGCUGCGCAAGCACACGUUCGAGGAAGAACUCGCCAACGCGAACCUUGCGGAAGCCGCCACGUCUCCGCCUGCGCAGCCCAACGCGCACGCGCUCGCGCUCCCCGCGCCUUCCACGCAGCAUGGGCAAGGGCAGGGCGCGCUGAUGCUGCCGACGCAGGGACAGGCGCAUCCCCACGACCCCCCUUACCCUGGACAUUCCCCGCUCUCGCUUCCGCCAUCCGCGCAUCUCCACCCCGCGUCCUCCGGUUUCCCCGCCGGUUCCUCCCCCUCUGCGCCGCUCGGCCCAGGUCGCCCCGCGCAAGACGGCGCGGGGACGCCCCUCCGCAUCGUUGGGAGCGCCGGCGCUCCCGCAGGCGCGGGAAUGGGUGGCGGGCGGGAACUGGGGUUCCCCGCUGCGGACGCGGCGCAGUCAGGCGGAGGGGGGUUCCAUGGGGGAGGGGGCGGAGCAGGGGGAGGAGCGGGACCAGGCGGGUAUGGCGGAGGGGCCGGCCAGGUGAUGGGGGCAGCCGGGGGAGGCGCAAUGGCAGGAUCGAUGGGGGGAGGCAUGGGCGGAGCGAUGGGCGGAGGCGGCGGGGGCGGGGGUGGCGGGGGUGGCGUGAGCAUGGCGGGGAAGGAGCAUCUGUUUGAGAAGGCGGUGACGCCGAGCGACGUGGGGAAGCUGAACCGGCUGGUGAUUCCCAAGCAGCACGCGGAGCGCUGCUUCCCGCUCGACCCCAACCUGCCCACGCCCGCCAUGACUCUCUCGUUUGAGGAUGAAGCUGGGAAACACUGGCGCUUCCGCUGGGAAACUCUGGCGCUUCCGGUGAGAUCCGCGCCCACUUGCAUAGCGACAGUUUUAGCCGUAGCCGUAGCCUUCCUGCUCGACCCCGACCUGCCCACGCCCGCCAUGAUGCUCUCCUUCGAGUACGAAGCUGGCAAACUCUGGCGCUUCCGGUCCUCGUAUUGGAACAGCAGUCAGAGCUACGUGCUGACCAAGGGGUGGAGCCGCUUCGUCAAGGAAAAGCUAUUGGUAUUCGUACUGGAACAGCAGUCAGAGCUACGUGUUGACCAAGGGGUGGAGCCGCUUCGUCAAGGAGAAGCUUCUAGUCCCGGGGGACAUCGUCUACUUCCACAGGGGCACCUUUUCAGGCGCCUCAACACUCCCGCCACACCCCCAUCCCCCUCUCGCCCACGCAGGUACUCGUAUUGGAACAGCAGUCAGAGCUACGUGUUGACCAAGGGGUGGAGCCGCUUCGUCAAGGAAAAGCUGCUCGUCCCGGGAGACAUAGUCUACUUUCACAGGGGCACCGCGGGUGACCUCUUUAUAGGCUUCCGCCGCCGCCCCGCGCAGGGCUUCGCGCCCUCCGCCGCCGCAUCCAGCGGGGGCGCGGGCGCCGCGCUGGGCUCCGCGGACGGGGCGCAAGACGACCCCAUGGGGCUGCAGGGGAGGUCCUGGCGGAGGCCCUCCCCGCCCCGCCAGGCGGGCGGGGCGUAUGGGGGGUUUGGGGGAGGCGGGCAGCGGAGAGCGGACGGGGGAGGGUAUGGGCGGGACGAGGGGGAGGAUAGUAUGGAUGGGGAGGUGGGGAGUGUAGGCGGGGGCGGGGGAGGGGGCGGGGGAGGGGGCGGGGCGGAGCAGGGGAAGCUGGGCGCGAGCAAUCUCGCGGCGCUGGCUGCAGCGAAGCUUCCUGCGUCGCUGCUGGCACAGCUGGGCCCGUCGGGCGUGGCGCAGCUGGCGUCACUGCUGACGUCAGUGUCAGGUCAGGGUGGGCUGACCCCUGCCGUGCUGCUCUCUCAUAUCCAGCAAAUUCAACGUCAGAAGCAGCAACAGCAGCAGCAGCAGCAACAGGCGCCGUUGCAGCACCAAGAGCAGAAAGAGGAGGAACUGGAGGAGGAAGAGGAGGACGAGGAAGACCACUUGCAGCAGCAGGGGCAUGGGCAGGGAGGGGGUGCGAUGGAGGGCGAGGGGGCAGUGAGCGAGAUAGUCCCUGGGGUGGUGAAGGGUUCAGUACAGGAGCAGCUGGUGAAUGCCGCAGUGGCUAAGGGGCUGGCUGCGGGGCUGUCGAGGGACCAGAUCGUGUCGUCCAUUGCCGCCCUGCUCGCGCAGCAGCAGGCCAUGCGCAACUCCUCCUCCGCUACAGACAAAGCCGGUGAUGCGCACGGCGGGGCGGCGCCGCAUGGAGACGGCGGCGCGGGGGGAAUGAGUGCGCCGUCUUUGCUGGUAGCGCCUGGGGCAGCGGGGGCGGGAGGGGCAACAGGUCCAGGGGGAGGAAUGGGGGGAAUGGGGGGGAUGGGGGGCAUGAAUACAGAUGGUCACGAGCCAGAGGGAGCAUGGGAGCAGGGCGGUCCGCCCCAGGCUCCCCCUUCUCUCCACCCGCCCCUCUUCCACAUGCCACAGUCGCUACCUCCCCUGGGUGGCACUCGGCCAGGGGGGUACGGAGGGGCGGGGGGCCUGGCGGGGAGGAAGCGGGCAGCGCCGGAGGACUCAGCAGAGCCGUCGGGGAGUCGGGGGGACGUGGGGGACGGGGGCGCGGACGAUGGCGCGUCCAUGGCGUCUGGCAUGGGCGGGGGGAAGCGCUUGGCGUCCCUUGCUGCUGCUGGCAGUGCGGCUGCUGGUGAGGGUGGCGGGGGGAGUUUCGGGGGAGGUGGUGGAGGGUUAGGUGGGUUGAUGGGUGCGCGGAUGAGUGGGCUUGGUGACGCUGGUAGGGAGGCUUCUGGCGGCUCUCCCUUUUACCAGCACCAGCAGCAACACAACCAGCAGCAGAACCAACAGAUGCCACAGAUGCAGCAGCAGUCACGGGGAGGGUUCAUGGGAGCAGCAGGUGGUGUGGCAGGCGGAGCAGGGACAGGAGGCGGCGGAGGUGGUGGUGGUGGUGGUGGUGGGGGCAGAGGGGGCUCCCCCCCCUCCAGCCUGGGCCCUGAGCGCUCAGGCAACUCCUCCCCUGGUGCUGCAGGCGCGGGCAUGAUGGGGGGCGCGGGGGAUGGCGCAGGGGGAGGCGGAGGUGGAUUGGGGGGGCUGUCAGGGUCAGCAGACGCAGCAGGCUUGGGAGCAGGGAGCAUGGCGGAUAACGCAGGGGGAGCGGGCGCGAGGGGCGGGGCAUUAGGGGGAGGGGGAGGGGGAGGGGGAGGGGGAGGGGGAGGAGGAGGAGGCGGAGGCGCGGGGGGAGAGGAGAGCUUGAGAGUGAAGUGCUUUGUGGAAGGGUCACCGUUUGGUGUGUCGGUGGAUUUGAGUCGGUUCCAGUCGACGCAGGAGCUGAGGGAGGCGCUGCUGUCAGUCACAGAGGGGUCGUCUGUGGUGUACCAGGACCGUGAGGGGGAUAUGAUUCUGCUGGGUGACGAGUCAUGGGAGUUCUUUCUCAAGUCGGUGCGACGCAUGUACAUCCGCCGGUGA
Closterium sp. NIES-65 is the source of this 5235-nucleotide messenger RNA. The record is from the annotation of a GenBank genome assembly. NCBI's taxonomy places the organism in Eukaryota, Viridiplantae, Streptophyta, Zygnematophyceae, Desmidiales, Closteriaceae.